Molecule: messenger RNA, 897 nt
Organism: Thalassophryne amazonica
Lineage: Eukaryota; Metazoa; Chordata; Actinopteri; Batrachoidiformes; Batrachoididae
Exons: 1
Source: RefSeq, a predicted model, not a curated record
UACAUGCUUCCCUUAGGCAGUAUUAUUAGACGGUAUUGCUUAAAUUUUCAUUGUUACGCAGAUGAUACCCAGCUUUAUCUAUCCAUGAAGCCAGAGGAUACACACCAAUUAGCUAAACUGCAGGAUUGUCUUACAGACAUAAAGACAUGGAUGACCUCUAAUUUCCUGCUUUUAAACUCAGAUAAAACUGAAGUUAUUGUACUUGGCCCCACAAAUCUUAGAAGCAUGGUGUCUAACCAGAUCGUUACUCUGGAUGGCAUUUCCCUGAUCUCUAGUAAUACUGUGAGAAAUCUUGGAGUCAUUUUUGAUCAGGAUAUGUCAUUCAAAGCGCAUAUUAAACAAAUAUGUAGGACUGCCUUUUUGCAUUUACGCAAUAUCUCUAAAAUCAGAAAGGUCUUGUCUCAGAGUGAUGCUGAAAAACUAAUUCAUGCAUUUAUUUCCUCUAGGCUGGACUAUUGUAAUUCAUUAUUAUCAGGUUGUCCUAAAAGUUCCCUAAAAAGCCUUCAGUUGGUUCAGAAUGCUGCAGCUAGAGUACUGACGGGGACUAGCAGGAGAGAGCAUAUCUCACCCGUGUUGGCCUCUCUUCAUUGGCUUCCUAUUAAUUCUAGAAUAGAAUUUAAAAUUCUUCUUCUUACUUAUAAGGUUUUGAAUAAUCAGGUCCCAUCUUAUCUUAGGGACCUCGUAGUACCAUAUUACCCCAUUAGAGCGCUUCGCUCUCAGACUGCGGGCUUACUUGUAGUUCCUAGGGUUUGUAAGAGUAGAAUGGGAGGCAGAGCCUUCAACUUUCAGGCUCCUCUCCUGUGGAACCAGCUCCCAAUUCAGAUCAGGGAGACAGAUACCCUCUCUACUUUUAAGAUUAGGCUUAAAACUUUCCUUUUCGCUAAGGCUUAUAGUUAG